Molecule: messenger RNA, 493 nt
Organism: Pogonomyrmex barbatus (red harvester ant)
Lineage: Eukaryota; Metazoa; Arthropoda; Insecta; Hymenoptera; Formicidae
Source: RefSeq, a predicted model, not a curated record
ACGUAUACACACGUCUGCUCGGUGAUCAGAUGAUGAACGACGUAGCUGCGCUAUUUUUACGUCACUACUUUAUCGCGGAUGCACUACGAUGCUGCUAUAUAAAGCGCAAUGUGAAAAAUCUCCUCUUGAUGGUACGAGCGAUUUUAGUUACGCUCUUCAUACGGAUAACUGCUUUCGGAACAUAUAUGAUCUAUCUCGAACGUAGGAAACAUUAUCUCUUUGUGGCCAGAAAGCCCUCGGAGAUGCUGCAGGAGAAGGAUGGAUGUAAUCAUCGGACGCCUCGGGGGGACGGAAAGGUGCAAGGAAACGUGAUCUCGGAAGUCAAUGGUUCUCUGUCGUGUCUUCGGCCUCCCUUGCGACCGGGGCCCCCGUCAGGCGGGAUUAUCUUUUUUGUCAUUCUCGUCACGUGUAUCUCUUUCCUGACAUAUCCUCCCUGACUAGACCAUCCCCAUAUCUUUUUCUCUUUCGCCUUCAUGCAAGCACACCGGAAAAA